Molecule: messenger RNA, 1590 nt
Organism: Penicillium chermesinum
Lineage: Eukaryota; Fungi; Ascomycota; Eurotiomycetes; Eurotiales; Aspergillaceae
Exons: 5
Coding region: 1-1590 (529 amino acids)
Source: RefSeq, a predicted model, not a curated record
AUGUACCACUUUCCAAUUCGCCGCCACUUCGAGGAGGAGCAUGAAGGCCAGCUUCGUACUUGGAAGCGUUGCCAGCUGGAGGAUAUCCUGAAUGACCCCAACAUCCCCAUUGGCAGCAAUGCUCACCUUCGUGUCAUGCCUCAGAAUGGUGUGGUGAAGAUUGAAAACCACCCCAUCCACAUCAUCAUGGAGCGCUCUACUGGCAAGACUAUGGAGUGCUAUGUGGAAUUCAAGGAUUGCAAGGAAGCCAAGUUGGCUGUCUCCCGUGUCACCCGUGGAUCGGAUGUUGGCCUGGGCCCUCGCAUGGGCAUUCGUCAUGUAGAUGUUAGCCUGAGCAGCCCUGACAUGCUUAUGAAGGCUAUAUUCCCUCUGGCCAAGUGUAUCCGCUGGAAGAACGGGCGUCCUAUCCAGGUGGCCCAGCAACCUGAUGAGCCGUGGUCCACUGGCUUCAAAGGCUUUCUCACGCCGGAGGAGAUGUUCGGUUGCGUACGCCAUGCCGAGAACCCUGGUCGAAGCUCAUUCUCCAACAAGGUCCCCCCAGCGCUGCUACGAGUUUAUGUCCACCACCAUGUUCAAGUUACUGACUCGGGGGCUUCACUACAGUAUCCAUGGGCAUACACCAAGCUUUACACCGUCCAAGAGCGUAACCUCAUCUUCCGCACCCUGCGCUUCAUGAUUGAGGCCCUGGUGGAGCGCAUUGACAACGGAUUGGUGGUGGGCCUUUCCACGAACCUCGUCCUCGAACUUGUGCACCUCGGUCUUCACUGCCCAGCCUUCAAUCCCCGCAUGAAGUUCUGCUUGGCAUAUAUUGGCCGCGACGUGAACACCCUUCGUCGCGUCAGCGAGGAGUGGCUGUCCUUUUUCCCGUUCGACACCCUGACCUGGCUUCCUCCCUACAACCCGUUUACACUCGGGUUCUACGCUUAUCUGAUCGCCAACGGAACGGCUGUUCUUCCCGACCACAUAGCUUUGGUCAACCAGUACCACGAGGCGAUGGAACACCUUCUGGAACCCUACGGCCGCAUCUGGUACGAGUGGGAUGAGAGCAAAAUCACAGAAAACUGGAGCUUCGCCGACUGUGUUGAGUACGAAGCUGCCAUAAUGCGCAUCCUCCUGACAUCUGGAUUCCAAAAGACCGGUGCUGAACGUGCUGCGUCCCGUUCUUCUAGCGUCGCGACUGCCGUUCGUGCCCCUUCUCCCAGCGACGACAACGACAACGACAACAAUGACGGUGGCAAUGACGACGACGACUACUCUUGGGACGAAGCUCCUCGUCCCGGCAUCGCUUCCUUUCAGACUGCUCUCGGUACUGCCGUUGGCGGCAGCCAGGUUGAGAAUGCCGACUGGGAUGCCCCCCGACCCGUUUCGCCUGUCCGUCGCGGUCGUGGUGGUCUCUACCGUGGCCCUCAGAACCCCCGAGGUGGAGCCCCCACCCCAGUCGAGUGGCGUCGUGGCGGCAGUCGUCCAUAUUUCCCAGCCCGUCGUGGCCAUGGUCGUGGUGGCGAGAUUGGCCCGGGUGAUGGUGAAGGCGACGAGCGGGAGGUUGCCUGGCCCUUCAACCCCCGUUUCCGUGACCGCCGUUCUGCUUAA